AUGUGCAGCUUUCUCGCUUCCUACACAGUGCUGCAGUUCUGGGGGCCCAGAAUCUGUCCAGCAGAAGGUAACAGGUGGGAGAACGUGCCCAGGGAAAGCCGCGCGAACAGGCCGUCCGCAGAACCGACAGCAAAGAGGUGGGGAGGCGAGAAUCCGGGCCGGCGGGAGUCGACACCCGCCGUCUCCGUCGCCCAGAGGCUGGCUCUCGCCGGCCGGAGGCUCCCAGCCCGUUACCCCGGCCGUCGCCGUCGCCUCCUCGCCUCGCUCGCCUCGCGGCGGUUACCUCAGCCCGCAUCUCUGCGUAAUGACGCGCGGGGAGAGCAGACAGGCAAGGCUGGGGCGGGAGGGGGGAGAAGGAGGUGGGCAGAGAGCGGGAGGCGGAGAGGAGCCGACCGAGCAUUUAAAGCGACAGCCAAGCCUCCCCUUCGCCCAUUGCUGAGCCGCGGCAGCCAGGGGAUCGUGGCCGGGAGGCGCGCCGACGGCCAGAGGCAGAAGCUGGAGCUUCCCCGCCUCCCCCCUUCCCCCCUGGCCCCUCCCCACCCCCGAGGGAAUCCUCGCUUGCUCGCAGCAAGACCCCCGGCUGGCUGCAUCCAGCCCCGGCGGCACCCCCUCUUCCUCCUCCUCCUCCUCGUCUUCUUCCUGCCCAUCAUGCUCCAGCCGGGGAGACUCUUGCAGCUGCUGACUUUGAUGAAGUUGCCCUGGUGCCUGCUGGAGUUUCUGCUCUCGGCGGUGGCGCAGGGCCAGGAGAUGUACGCCCCUCACUCCAUCCGCCUGGAGGGGGACAUCACCUUAGGGGGCCUUUUCCCCGUCCACGCUAAGGGACCCACCGGCGUGCCUUGCGGGGACAUCAAGAAGGAGAACGGCAUCCACCGCCUGGAGGCCAUGCUCUAUGCCCUCGACCAGAUCAACAGCGACCCCGAGCUCUUGCCCAACGUCACCUUAGGCGCCAGGAUCUUGGACACCUGCUCCCGGGAUACCUACGCGCUGGAACAGUCGCUCACCUUCGUCCAGGCUCUCAUCCAGAAAGACACCUCCGACGUGAGGUGCACCAACGGGGAGCCGCCGGUCUUCGUCAAGCCCGAGAAAGUGCUGGGAGUCAUUGGGGCGUCAGGAAGUUCCGUCUCCAUUAUGGUCGCCAACAUCCUGAGGCUCUUCCAGGUAGGGCGCUCCGCGGCUUCUGCAGCAGCAGGUUGUUGGCGUGCGCGUGUGCGGCAGGCGUGUUGGCGGUGGCAGGCUGCGGAGAGGCAGACGCGGGCCGUUCUUCCUGUAGGAUCGUUUGGCCGCUGUUGCCCAGAUCGGAUGAAUGGGAAUCGAGCGGCUUUGCCUGCCAGACCCUCGGGGCACAGGGCCGGUUCGUGA
Messenger RNA from Rhineura floridana, 1359 nucleotides. RefSeq lists its product as uncharacterized. Gene Ontology annotation, cellular component: membrane. The record is from RefSeq and is a predicted model, not a curated record. The coding region runs from base 1 to 1359 and encodes 452 amino acids. Gene Ontology annotation, molecular function: group III metabotropic glutamate receptor activity. NCBI's taxonomy places the organism in Eukaryota, Metazoa, Chordata, Lepidosauria, Squamata, Rhineuridae. The transcript has a single exon. Gene Ontology annotation, biological process: G protein-coupled glutamate receptor signaling pathway; regulation of synaptic transmission, glutamatergic.